UAUAUUUUUUAAAAAGCCAACAGCAAAACUACAUCUCACUGCUGCUUGGAAGUGCUCUUGGUUUCUAAUGGCUGGUGGGGAAGGACUGCGUGGUUUCCAGAAUGACUCCUCCUGCUGUCUCCUUUUUGUCUUUGUUUCAACGUGUUUCUCUGAACAGUCAGAAGGUCAGUUUGAAAGAUCGUGUCUUCUCCAGUCCCCGCGGUGCUGGCACCAAAGGGAAAGGCUCUCCACAGGCUCAGGGCAUCCGGAGGUCCCCCAGUGCUGACCAGAGCAUCGAGGACAGCCCCAGCAAGGUGCCCAAGAGCUGGAGCUUCGGAGACCGCAGCAGAGCCCGGCAGGCUUUCCGCAUCAAGGGAGCUGCAUCGCGGCAGAACUCCGAAGAAGCAAGCCUGCCUGGAGAAGACAUUCCCGAUGAGAAUAAAAGCUGCAACUGUGAGUUUGUGACAGAAGAUUUAACGCCAGGACUGAAAGUCAGCAUCAGGGCAGUGUGCAUUAUGCGAUUUCUCGUCUCCAAACGCAAGUUUAAGGAGAGCCUUCGGCCCUACGACGUGAUGGACGUCAUUGAGCAGUACUCAGCUGGCCACCUGGACAUGCUCUCCCGGAUUAAAAACCUCCAAUCCAGGCAAGAGACCCCUCUGCUUGCUUCACUUUGCCCUUGCUUUUUGUUCAUCACACAGAUGUUGCCAUGAGAGACACUUUCCCUUGCAGCUACACCUUAAUUUUUUUCCUCCUUAAGAGAAAGUUCAGAGGAAGCAUCGCUGCAUGUGGCUGGGACCCAUGGGGAUGAUCAGGAUGGAGCACAUGCAGAGCAAGCACUGGGGUUGUGCCAUUAAAUCUGCCUCUUGUCCAGCUUUUUUAAAUCUCCCUCUUGACAGCUUUGACAGCUCUGAACUAGAUUUCUCUCCUUCCCCACACACAAAAUCCAUGACAUCUACAGCUCACCUCCCUGCAGGUAUUUCUUCAGGAGUUUCAUCCAUUUGCGCCUUCCAUGGCCCCUGUGCUCCAUGCCAAUGAUCAGACCCCUAUCCCAGGCAGCUCUGUUGGCUCAGAGGUCACAGCUCUGCUGAACACAAGGACGCCCAGAGCAGGAGGCAGGGUUUGGCCUUGGGCUGGCUGUGGUCAGAGUCAUUUACCAUUUACUUUAACAGUUGGAUAAUGAAAGUGUUUUCCUUGCUGACUGCAGCAGCCCAGCUUCUGCUGGAAGCCACUUGGGGAAAUUUUCCUUUAAUUUCCAGCCCAUUUUGGUUAUGAAAAUCUGAAAGAA
Molecule: messenger RNA, 1264 nt
Organism: Meleagris gallopavo (turkey)
Lineage: Eukaryota; Metazoa; Chordata; Aves; Galliformes; Phasianidae
Source: RefSeq, a predicted model, not a curated record